Molecule: messenger RNA, 3054 nt
Organism: Trichosporon asahii var. asahii CBS 2479
Lineage: Eukaryota; Fungi; Basidiomycota; Tremellomycetes; Trichosporonales; Trichosporonaceae
Exons: 1
Coding region: 1-3054 (1017 amino acids)
Source: RefSeq, a predicted model, not a curated record
AUGGGCGCCGGUCAAUCAAGAAGUCGAGUGUCAAUGGACGCCCUGCCGGUCGCCGACGACUCUGACUCUGAGAGUCAUCACACCAUCUCCCCUUCCUCCUCGACCGCCUCGCUCCCUGACAUGGCGUUCGACAAUGCCAAAGCUCCUCCGACGAUUGGCAUCCCCCCUUCCACCAUUCCUUCAGCCGCCGCAUCCGCCUCCCCAGCCACCACCGCCGCCAGCACAAACAAUUCCAACUCCAACGCCUCCGCAUCCACCUCAAAAUUGUCCCACCACGCGUUUCAGUCAGGCCGACCAGUAGGGCUCGGCCUGUCAUCCGUCAACCUGGACGGUGCUUCCCGCCGGUGGCCAGUAGCCCUUGACCUCGCCGACGAGGCCCUCUCAUCAGACGACGAGGACGAUGAUGUCGAAAUCGACCAGCAUGAGAUGGACUCGUACAUGGCAUCGCACCGUGCGCCGGUCGAUGCGGCCCUGCGAUCGAUGCCUGGUGUCGUCGGUUUGGGCGAUGGCUGGGCGAACGUGCCUCAGAGCAAGCCAAAGAAAAGGUGGUUCAGGAAAGAGAAACAGCCCGCUGCGCCACCCGAGGAUGACCCGCUCUCGCUAUGGUCAAUGAACGACGCCUCGCAGGCACCGACCUCUCCAGAGAAGGAAGUCAGCAAUGCGAAGUGGUGGAAGUCGAAGAAGAAUCUCUUCAACGCUUCCCAGCGCGUCGUGUCGCUCCCGCCGUCCGCCCAGUCCAACAGCGCUUCAUCACCAUCCGAGGCUGGCCCCAGCACGAAUGCCGCCAAGUCACCCCCUGUCGCGAUUAAGACUCGCGGAGGUCGGUUAUUAGGUCGCUCGCGCCUCAACUUUGGCUCCAUGGUCGACUUGGCCCGCGCAAAGGACAAGGACGCGCGAGUCUCCCUCACGCCCAACAUGCCGUCGUCCGCCGACGUUUCCACCUUCAAGGAGGCUGCCGCAAAGACCACCAAAGCCAAGCGCCACAGCGUUCCUGGUGUCGUCAGUCAAGGCCGUCCAGACAAGAACGCUGCCGGCACCCGCGCCGCGCACCCGCUGGAGCUGUCACAUGGAGCCAAUCCCGCUCCCGCUGCCCGCUCGCAGCCGGUCAUCAUCUCGGCAGCUUCCUCGCAACCUUCCUUCUCACCAUCACCAGUUCCGAGUCACCCUAUGCUUCGCCAGGCGUUCGCCCGAUCCGAGUCGCACCUUGCUGGCAACCCUGGCGUCCCACCACGCCCCGCCCCGCUGAUCAUCAAUAGCGGUGCGUUCGCCCCGACAACUUCUUCGAUGCCCCUUUGGCGACCGCCAAUCAUGUCGCCUACCCCUCUGCUUGGCGUGCAGGAGGAGGACGAGGAGGAGCACGAGCAGCCGGUGCCCGAGUCGACAGAGCGACCGCCGCUCAAGCGCAGCGCAACCUUCGGCGACGACGAGGAUCUCCCGUCCGACAAGAAGGACAAGCAGCAGGCUUCCGCCGCCCCUCUUCUCCCGACUGUCACUGCGUCGCCCCGCGAGCCGUCGUGUGCAAUUUCGAUCCACAGCUCAAACAACGGCGGUACGAGCAUCAACGGUAACGCGUCCGCCAAGGGUGAGAUGCCCGCCGCUGCUACGAAUCCCAGCCCGAACGUCAAGGUGGGCCUCAUCGGUCGCAUGAAGAACGCGUUCAACAAGGGCCGCCGUUCGCGUGUCGCCCCGGACUCUCCCCAGAACUUCCAGUCCGAGCGCGUGACGCCGUCCGCCGCCGUCCUGGCGGAGGAGCCAAAGAGUGCCAGCACUGGACGUGGCCUGCGCCCGCGCAGCAGCAUCUUCGUGCGUCGGAACCAGAACGCGGCUUCCUCGAACAUCGACUUCUCAGUGCCCCGUGAGGAUGACAACGACGAGUCCAAAAAGGACUCUUUCCGCGUCUCCCGCCAUGUUGUUGAGAGCAUGAUCAACCUGUCUACCCCGAGCCGCAAUUCUGAUCUCUCGCCCCCGACGCCUACGACGCCGACCCCUGGUCGUUACGAGGACUUUAAUGGACAGUCCUCGACCGGCUCGCGCAACUCACGGUACAAGCGCAACUCGUGGGUUGGGUCGUUCCCUAGGCGUCACGGCGAUGACGACGAAGUCGACAUGCGUGACACCAGCUUUGACUCGCGCCGGAGCAAGGUCAGCCUCCGCCGGCUCAAGUCGCAGAGCAAGUCGCGUCCCGGCCUCGGCACCGUGUUCCCGCGUCCGCCGACCGAGGUGCAGCAGCCGCCACCCCUGCACUGGGCGAUCCCCUCUUCGUCAUACUCGACGCCGAUGCUGCACAAGUUUGGUGGCUCGACGCUCAGCCUUGCGCUCGACAUCAGCGCCGACAUGGGCGAUGGUCUCGACGACAUUGCCGAGCGCCCGAACCGUGCCGUCUCGCCUACCCCGUCGGAAUCUCGCGAGCGCCACCUCGCCUCGACGAUCGCCGCCCUGACGAACAACAAGCCGAGGGUCACGAGCACGCUGGCGCAGAAGGACCAGCCCCGUCUCCUGCAGCGUCGUGCAUCGAAGCGCGCUGCUGAGGAGCGUACUGGCGCUACGCCUGUUUCUGUCCCGAUCAACAUCAACUAUGCCGCUUCUUCGGACUCGCUCAGCCUGGGGCCCAACAUUGUUGACUUCCCGCUCCCUCCGUCCAACUCGUCUGGCGACAUUUCGUCGUCGCCCGACCCGGACCAGGUCGAGCAGCUGUACACUCCCCACGACCCAUCCCACUACCCGACUGUGCCCGCCGAGUACUACACGAGCGCGGACAUUGCGGACUGCGAUGCGUCGGACAGCAGCAGCAGCGGCUCGGGUCCCUCGCGCCCGCGUCGCCGUCUGCGCAAGCAGCCGUCCUGGUCGACGUGCAAGACGUCUGCCGGUGGCUGCAACUCGUUCACGCCGAUUGCGACGCCAACGUCGUCCAACUCGGGCGAGAACGUCCCCGCCUCGGCCAUCAGCAAGCACGCCUACGCCGACUCACUCGAUGACCAGUCAUUCCACUCAUUCCCGCCCGACGAGCGCAUGAGCGCCUUCUCGUCGCCGCGCUCGACGAGCAUUGUAAUCUAG